Molecule: messenger RNA, 4107 nt
Organism: Penicillium soppii
Lineage: Eukaryota; Fungi; Ascomycota; Eurotiomycetes; Eurotiales; Aspergillaceae
Product: putative non-repetitive nucleoporin
Exons: 4
Coding region: 1-4107 (1368 amino acids)
Biological process (GO): protein localization to nuclear inner membrane; protein import into nucleus; RNA export from nucleus
Cellular component (GO): nuclear pore inner ring; nuclear pore
Molecular function (GO): structural constituent of nuclear pore
Source: RefSeq, a predicted model, not a curated record
AUGUCGUACCCGGCUCUUCCAACAAAUCUGCCUCCGGCGACGCCGCAGAAACCCCUUCCUGGAGCUUACUUUCAAACCCCAGCCCCAACUGGACCGAGACCUCUCCCAUCCAGGUCGCCAAUGCAGGCGCAAACUCCCCAGACCCCCAUGCCGAAGCUCCCCCCAGCAGCAUCGAAGACUCAAAAUCAAACAGUGAGCACCGAGGAGCGCGGGGCGCGAACAAUCAACAGUGCUCUGCAAAGUGAAUCGCGUUACCCCGAUCUUGACAGCUAUUUGUCCCAGGGCUCAUCCUCCGAGUACAACAUCCCAGUGGCUCAAUCAUGGGCACCAUUCCAAAAAGUUAAGAUGUACGACAUCCCAGACCAAAUCUUCGAUCAAUACAACCGUGCACAAGUUUCGACGAGCAUGGGCCUGUUUGCGGAGCUGAAUCACGCGUGGGUGGCCAUUGACAACGCAUUGUACAUUUGGGACUUCACACACCCGAAUCCUCAAUUGGUCGGGUUUGAGGACCAACCGAACAGCAUCAACGCCGUCAAGCUCACCAAACCGCGUGCGGGAGUCUUUUUGCCUGCGAUCACUCAUCUACUGGUGAUCUCGACGACCGCAGAUAUCAUUUUGCUGGGAAUGGGCUAUGAAAAGACGCCCAGUGGAGGCCAACAAGUCACCUUGUAUCACACCGGGAUGUCAGUCUCAGUUCGGGGCUUGGAUAUUAAUGUUUUCGCGGCGUCUGAUUCGACUGGGCGCAUUUUCUUCGGAGGAUCAUCCGAUACCGAUGUGCACGAGGUGACCUACCAACAAGAGGAGAGGUGGUUCCAAGGCAGAUGUGGUCGAGUCAACCAUACCAGCUCCCGAUUGUUGGCUUUCAGGCCAUCAAUGAGCCUGACGAAUCUUGCACAGAGCUCGGUCGAGAAUGUAGUGCAGAUGACACUUGAUGAAAGCCGGAACUUGCUCUACACGCUCUCCUCCGCUUCUACGAUCCGUGUAUUCCACUUGGGAUCCGAGGGUAGUUUGACUCUCGCAAUCACAAAACGCGCUAUUGAUAUAUACUCCAACAUUGGGCACAUUAUCACCUCGAACGAAACCCUCAACCCCAAGGUCAAAAUUGUCUCGAUCAGUCCCGUGCCUGUCACCGAGGCUUCCCGUUACCACUUGGUUGCGACAACUGCAACCGGUUACCGGAUCUACCUCAGUGCCACUGGUUCAUACAACUGGGGCCCUGCAUCGAACGGCAAAAACCCUCCCACAAGCAUGCAGGCGCUGCAUGUGAAGACACCACCACUCGAUAUCACGCCCGGCGCAAAUGUAUCUGCUUCCUCUAUUGGCGCACUUUCGGCUUCUGCUGGUCAGAUCACCACUCUCUCGCCCACUCGACUCGCCGAGCGAUAUUCGCCUGGUUAUUUCUUCUGCUUCACCACCAAAGACCCACACCAGACGAUGGAUACUCUUUUUAUCUCGACUCCUGACUCCGGCCGGGUCGCUCAUGUACAGGAAAAUUCGACCAACGGUCACAAAGAUGCCGAGUCGGCCAUAAUCUUAGAUCUGGGAGGCAAAGCCGAGGACAUUGGACUGGUUUCGGCACCUUCAUCAGUGACUAAUGAAUUGGCUGUUCAAUUCGAUCAUCCAGCAGCGGAGAUUGCGAUCCUGACCAAUGGUGGUGUUCAUAUCAUUCGCCGCCGUCGUCUUGUGGAUAUGUUUGCGGCCCUGCUCCGCAGCGGUGGUAGCCGCGACGAGGGCCCUGAAGGUGAGGGAAGAAACUUCAUCAAACUAUACGGCCGGAGCGAGGCGCUGGCGACUGCUCUGGCGGUGGCUUGUGGCCAGGGUGUGGAGAUCUCCACUGAUCAAAGAUUGACCCGAAUUACUGAUCCAGACAUCCUGUCUGCAGCACGCCAGUUCUUCAUUGAACAAGGUGGUCGGGCCCAUUUGAAUGAGAAUGCUGUGGCGGAUGGAACAACAUCUGCUCUCGAUGCAGUGCAGCCCUCUCCGCGACACGCGGGUAUUGCUCUCUAUAUCUCCCGUCUGCUGCGAUCUAUCUGGAAGGUCAGGAUUGCCAAGGUGGGUAGUGGAGCCAAUGGCGCACAGACGGUUUCGGCCUCUGUGAGUUCCGCCAAGUUGCAGACCAUCCAGCAUGAUCUCUCCUCGCUUCAAGAGUUCUUCAGGGUAAACAGAAACUUCAUUGAGGGACUCAGCGGCCCCGAUGCCCUUAAUCGCCUAAACACCAAGACCGAAGAAACCGCGCUGCAAGCCGAGCACCGCGCACUGCAUUCACUUGUUCAAUUGGUAUCACACACAAUCGAAGGCAUUUCAUUCAUUCUUGUUCUGUUUGAUGAGCGAGUCGAUGAAAUUGUGGCCACCUUGCCAGUUGAGUCCAAGGAAAAGUUCCUCAGCCUCACCUUUGAGGAGUUGUUCAGUUCUAGCAAGGGCCAUGAUAUCGCCAAGGAGCUGGUGAAGGGCAUUGUCAACCGCAACAUUGCCAAGGGAUCCAACGUCGAGACGGUGGCUGAUGCACUACGCCGACGAUGCGGCAGCUUCUGCAGUACAGAGGAUGUCGUGAUUUUCAAAGCCCAGGAGAUGCUGAAGCGUGCAACCGAGGCCGGUGCCAACACAGAGCUUGGCCGCAAUUUGCUGAACGAGAGCCUACAUCUCUUCCAGCAGGUAGCUGAGUCCCUACCAAUGGAUUACCUGGUCUCGGCUGUGGACAAUUUCAUUGUCAACCAGUUCUUUGCAGGCGCUAUCCAACUGGCACUCAAUGGCGCUGCCCGUUCCGACAAAGCCAAUCUUGCCUACUCCUGGAUCAUGGAUGGACGCCCCGAGCAGGUUCGAUACCCCCUACCCAAUGGACCCUACCAAAUUCUUACAAUUACCCAGGACCCCCGCAAGGAGUACUUUUUGUUCCGCAAGCAGUGCUACGAUCUUAUUUUCAAGGUCGUGCUCGCAGUUGAUACCCUUGCUGCAUCUGACCCUGGCGCUAUUGACGGCCAACUGACCAUCAUCUCCAAACGCAAGAACGAGGCGUAUGGCGUGAUUUCCGACUCGACCGAUGAGGUGUUCCUGACAAGCCUUUACGAUUGGUACCUCGAGCAGGGCUGGAGCGAGCGCUUGCUGCAGACCCAGUCACUGUUUGUGGUUACAUACCUCCAGCGUAAGUCUAACGAUGAUCUGGGCCACGCAGACCUGCUCUGGAAAUACUACGCCCAAUCUGAGCGAUUCUUCGAGGCUGCCCAGGUCCAGUUCCACUUGGCAAACAGUGCUUUCAAUUUGCCAUUGAGCUCUCGCAUCGAAUAUCUUGGCCAGGCCCGCGCCAAUGCUUCUAUUUUCACACCCGACGUUGGGCGCCAGUCAAGGCAGCGUCUGCUGCAGGAGAUCUCGAACCUCAUUGAUGUGGCCAAUAUUCAGGAUGACCUUUUGCAAAGACUCAAGGAUGAUGAGCGCAUUGUCACCGCACGGAAAGCCGAGGUACUGGCGGAGGUCGAUGGACCAAUCAUGGAUAUCAGCACACUCUUCAACCAAUACGCCGACUCAGCUGGCUAUCACGACAUUUGUCUCCAAAUCUUCUACCAAGCAGACCACCGCAAUGCAGCAGACGUCAAGUCAACCUGGCAACAUCUGAUCCAAGCGACGCAUGACGCAACCGUUGCAAGGGGCUCACCGCAACCUUUCGAAGCGGUGAUCGAAAAAGUGCGGAGUCUGGGAAGCCGCCUGCGGAUGUCGGAAACGAUAUUCCCCAUUCGCGAACUAGUCCCCAUGCUCGAACGUUAUUCCUUGGAAUUCCAGCGGAGCGUCGGGCCGCCGACUUGGGUAGUGGAUCUGUUCUUGGACCUUGGCGUGGCGCACGAGUCCCUGUACGCCGUUCUCGAAACAAUGUACUACACCGACGAAGCACCCUUCCACGGCACCAAUCGCAGGUAUAUUGCACAUGACCUACUGUACCUGCUGACUGGCUGGUUCCAAGAGACUGUGCGACUCGGCGGCAUGGUCUUUGGGUCGGAUAUUGUCGCCGAGCGGGUCUCUGAGAUGCUGCUGAUCCUGAUGCAGAGCAACGUGAUAAGUGGGGAGCAUUUGGAGACCGCUCAUGAGUUGCGGUCCCGGAUUGAUGAUAUCCUGCGUUGA